AUGCGCAUGCAACCACGGAAAUUAAAUAGCGGAAAUUACAAAUUUUACGAUCUAAUGACAUUUGGCAUCACUCCCAUAUUGUAUGCUGACGCAGUACGAUUGCACAGGCUGUUUCAAUUCCUGGACGGAUUUAAAUCUGAGCACGAUUUACAAGGAUUCUUGCACGUAGGGAUAGAUUACGCGGUAUUCCUCAACAAACCGAAGCCUCAUGAUAAAUUUUUGGUAUACGAAUUAUACGAAAUGAAUCUUGGUAGUGGUAUGAAUCCAAGAUUACUAGCAAUAUCAAAAGUACCUAUAACAUACAUAAAGGAACAGCUGAAAACAUUUAAAGCUGAGUUGUAUAACGCGAAGUAUCUCGAUGAUAACGUCGUGCCGGGAGUUCAAGUGAAAACAUUAAGAGAAUGGCAGAUAUAUAGAGCAUUGAAGACAAAAAAUAUUGUAGCUGAAGAACCUGUUCUAAGAACAAUUGUACUG
Brenthis ino (lesser marbled fritillary) is the source of this 474-nucleotide messenger RNA. The record is from the annotation of a GenBank genome assembly. NCBI's taxonomy places the organism in Eukaryota, Metazoa, Arthropoda, Insecta, Lepidoptera, Nymphalidae.